AUGGCAAAAUUAAUAACCAGCAAAAGGAGAAUGAUGAUCACUUUCAUUGUAUUGAUCGUCUCAACCGUUCUGUCUAUUUCAUGCUUGGGUAUUGGAGCCUAUUUUGCAAAAUUAUAUUGGGAUUUCAUUCGGGCCUCUCAGAAAAGUAUUGAAAAGCCAUUACUCACAGAAUUAACAACAUGUAACGUCACAAAUAAUGUUGAAAAUUGUAUUAUGGAGAGAUCAAUUACACAAAAUAGUCAAACCUAUGACGUUAGAUAUUGUCAUGCUAUUGUGAAAUAUUCAUUCCAUGAUGAAACAUUCACCAAUGUCACAUUAGAUACAUUCCCAAAAUUCUACAAAUUGAAUACAACUGCUAAUUGGAUUGAACUCAAGAAAGGAGACUUGAAUGGCAUGUUCGACAACGAACUCGUAUAUGUGAAUACUGAAAAACAAUGUUACACAAAUUCUGAAUAUCCAGCUUGGUUUGUUGGUUUUGGAAAGAGAGAUUUAUUUUACUACUAUAAGGAUAUUUCCUCAUUCUUGACAACCUCUUCGAUUGUUGCAGUUGCAACUCUAUUACCAGCCAGCUGUUUGAUUCUUUUUGUGAUUUUACCUCUUAUUGGCUGUUUAGCAUGGCAAUAUAAAAAGUGGAGAGCAAUUCCAAGACAUUUGGUUGGAGAGCAACAUUUCGGACAUGUGGAAAUGUCAAAGGAUGAUGAACAGAGUGAAGAUGAAGAGUAUGACAUUCGAACCAAGAAGAAGAAUAAGGAUUAUUUCUAA
Naegleria fowleri is the source of this 762-nucleotide messenger RNA. RefSeq lists its product as uncharacterized. The record is from RefSeq and is a predicted model, not a curated record. The transcript has a single exon. Bases 1 to 762 code for a protein of 253 amino acids. NCBI's taxonomy places the organism in Eukaryota, Heterolobosea, Eutetramitea, Acrasida, Naegleriidae.